GUGGCAGCCGGUCCGGUGCAAGUUGGGUGGUGGCUCUGCCGCCUUUUGUUAGGCACGAUGAUGGAGGACGAGGGCGGCUGGAGUGUGUCCUUCGCGGGAUGCGGCUUCCUGGGCGUCUACCACAUUGGCGUUGCCACCUGCCUGCAGGAGCGCGCCCCUCGCCUCCUUCGCGACGCCCGGUGCAUUUAUGGGGCCUCGGCGGGGGCGCUGGCCGGUGCUGUCCUCAUCGGAGGCGGCUCUCUGGCGCAAGCGUGUGCAGAUGUUCUGGAUCUAGCUAAAGAAGCCAGGAAACGGAAUCUUGGUCCUCUUCACCCUUCCUUCAAUGUGAUGAAAAUAAUAAGAGAUGGCCUCUACAAAAAUCUCCCUGAAAACUGUUACAAAUUGUUAUCAGGGAAACUUUCAAUUUCACUAACAAGAGUGUCUGAUGGGGAAAACGUAUUAAUAUCCAAUUUUAAUUCUAAAGAAGAAGUUGUGCAGGCCCUGCUUUGUAGCUCAUUCGUACCUAUAUAUUGUGGGCUCAUUCCACCUUCAUUUAGAGGAGUGCGCUAUGUGGAUGGUGGAUUAACUGACAAUUUACCUCACUAUAAUUCGAAGAACACCAUAACCGUUUCUCCUUUCUCUGGGGAAUGUGACAUUCGUCCCAGGGGGAACUCUGCAAACUUCCACCAGAUGAUUCUAACCAAUACAAGCAUUCAGUUUAGCUUAGGAAAUAUGUAUCGUUUAAAACAAGCACUUUUUCCUCCAGAGUCCCAGUUGCUAGCUGAACUCUGUGAACAGGGCUAUUCCGAUGCUCUUAGAUUUUUGAAAAAAAACGGUUUUCUGCAAGAGUCAGUAUUUAUCGAUUUAGUCUUAACCAAGGAGGAAUAUCUAGGAUAUGCACAAAUUUCAGGCUACAGUAAUAAAAAAAUUGCAGCAAAUAAAGAUAAAGAGAUGCCAGAAGAAAAAAUAUUUAUUGAUCAGCUAAGGGCAACAUCUUGGCCAUUGGAUAAGACUAUCUUUGAGAAGCUGCCUCCCAGACUUCAAAAAGCAUUACAAGAGGCUUGUAAAGAAAAAAGUGGACUUUAUGCCCAGCUUUCAAAAUUUCUUCCCAUGCGACUAAUGUCCUAUAUGAUGCUGCCAUACACUUUACCAGUUGAGUCAGCCUUCUUUGUGGUCUUAAGAUUAGUCCAGUGGUUUCCUGACAUCCCUGAGGACGUGCGAUGGAUGCAGGGACAGCUUUCCCAAAUGAUGGGUUCAGUCUAUGGCCGAGCCAUGAAGGGUCUUCUGAAGACCCCAAGCAAAGUAAGUGAAAUCUUGCUUAGAAAAUGCCAGACGGCCCCAGGGGAGUCUUGCCAUCAUCUGUCCUACUCACCUCCUAAAGCAUCUUGCUCUUCCCCCAAUUUUGAAGAAUGGCUCUGGGGUCUCCCCUAUUGCGAAGACUUGGCGAAGGGGAAGGGUGCAGUUGGUCAUUCCGAAAUCUCUAGUUCCAUCGCUUCCUUUUUCAUGGACACUGAAACCUCUGGAGUAUCCACGGAUAUUGACUCUUCUUCCGAGAAAAGCUUUUACUCUGUCCCUGAAGACUAGCUUGGGGGCUGUGGCAUUCAGCCGGGCAAUCUCCAUCUUGGUGACAUGCGUUCUUCUAGCACUUUGCCAAGCCAUCUUUAGGAUACUGCUUCUCAGUCUGAGCAACUUUUAAGGUGCUAAGUUGAAGUGGACUUCAACUGAACCCACUGCACCCAAAUUCUGGGAGUUGAAGUCCACCUGUCUUAAAGAUGCUGAGGUUGGGAUGACUUUGUUUACAACUCACUUGCCCUUGAGGCAUCUUUUCUGGACUUCAAGGCCUCUAGUUUCUCGAUAGUGGAUAAAGAGUUUAAAAGGCCUAAGAGCGGUAGACCGUUUUCGUACCCAAACAAAAAAAAAAUCCAGCAGGAAGACAAUCUACAUCUCCUCGGUUGAUGGCUUUAUAUUGGGAUAAGCAUUUGUAGGACAAUGUUAACUUUUUUGUUAAAAAAAUAAUAAUUUUUACAGUAAGAUCUGUAGCUCUUGUGUGACUUUUUUAAAGGGUUUUUUUCCCCGCACUUGUGUGGAAUUACACAUCUCCUACUUAAAGAGCUAGAGCAUACGGGAACUUCAAGGAGUUCCUUUUUUACUUGACGUAUCUGGCAGAGAAAUCUCAUGCAAAAUGAAGCAAACACUCCCUGCCUUCCACAGGUAGGCAGACUGGGAGCAGAAAGGAACAACGUUUGAUACCCUUAUGUUUUUAAACAGGAAAAACUAUAUUUCAUUAAAAUGUAUUGUUUAUGUUGGUGUUGUUAUAGGGCAGGGGUAGGCAACCUUGGCUCUUUUAUGACUCGUGGACUUCAACUCCCAGAAUUCUCGAGCCAGCCAUGCUGAGGGGAAAGGGAGAGGUUUCCAAGCUGAGCCAUGCUGGCUCAGGAAUUCUGGGAGUUGAAGUCCACGAGUCAUAAAAGAGCCAAGGUUGCCUACCCCUGUUAUAGGGCAUGUUGGAAACAGGGCAUGUUGGAGAAUUUCUGGAUGUCCCAAUUUCUCCUGUUUUUGUUGGACUUUUCCUAAAAUUAAUCUCCAGAGCACUAGUUGGGGUAGAAUGGAUCGCAUAUGACUUCUUCUUUUUAUUUGAAACUCCUUGACUGCCACAAGGAAAACACAAGGAUUUUGUAACCCUUGGGGUGCUCUCCAAAAUCUCAUAAGAACACACUCACAUACACACACUCUUUUACUGCCAGAGAGGCUUCCAUCUGCUAUUCAGGUAUUCCAUCUGAAGACCACACCCUAAGAUGGAAGCCUCCAAAAGUAUAGACUUCAUUUCUCAGAAUUCCCAAGCAGCGUGACCUUUACUGAGAAUUCUGGGAGUUGAAGUCCACCCAUUUAUGAAUACCCUAAUCUGGGCAACUUUAAGAUACGUGGACUGGAGGAUUCUGGCAGUUGACGUCCACACAACUUAAAAUUGUCAGAUUUGAGAAACACUGCUCUAGAGUGCGGUGUCUAAACCAGUAUAUUAUUUUCUAUGUGUAAUGUAGACUUUACAUGUAGAUAUCCUUGAGGCUAAAUUUAAUUCCAAUGAGUAAGAUGAAUCAUAAAAAAUAAUUCAUUGGUGGAAGAGAGAUUCAGGAGUUUUUUUGUUUUUUGUUUUACAUAACUAGUGAGCUUGAGAGCAGAUGUCAUUAGGAAAUAUGUUGUCCAGUUUCCUUAACAGGAGAAAAUAAUAGAGAUCUAUAAUGUAAUUUGGAAUUUGUGGAUCUUAAAAUUUUUCCCCUUGUUCUUCAUUUUAACUUGAUUUAUCUCGGAGGAAGAAAUUCAUAUAUUUUCUCUUUUCUUCCUUUUAAAUUUAAAUUAUAAAUAAAAUCCAUACAUUAUUUAUUCCAGAUUUUAUGAACACACAUAUGAUAACAUGCCAAGUUGUUAUAACUUAAGCCUUAAUUUGCAAUAAUAGUAGGACGUGACAAUAAUAUGACAUCAAUCAGCCAUAUUUCAAAUGAAUUCAAUAACUUCUGUGGAAUACAGUUCUUGACACUUUAUGUCUCAGUAUUUGCUGCUUAUAGUAACAGGAAUUCUUGUACAUAACACAAAUAUUAAAAUUGUGUUUUCGGAAAUCAGACUUUUGCUAUCAGUAGCUUACCAGCUCUGCACUGUGGCACUGCAGUGGGUUAAAGUAUCUCUCAUGGCAAUCCCUUAUUAGAAUAUUUUCUUGUUAGGUAUUAUAAAUUUUCCAAUCAAAGGGUUAGGGUUAGGUUGGAGACUUGUUACAAAUUAAGUGGAGAAUAAUAUUCCCAUAGGAAUCCAACUAGCUGUUUUUAUUUAUUUCAAAUUGUCAACUUUUUACCAGUUUUUCCUAUUUGGCAUUUUAAAGAAAAUCUAAGAAAUGCUGAGUGGAGAGGAAGGGAAUGAAAUGUAGUUAAAACAGUUUUUCACAAUGUUAAAUGUUUUAAUGGCAUGGACACAGACUUAUUUAUAUUCUUUUGAUGCUAUUUUCAGCUAGUGCCAAAGUACUGUUUUGUAUGACAACUGAUCAUACUUAUUUUCCUAAGCCUUCAAUGUAUUUCCAAAAUGAACUGUUUGUAAUGUUUCUGCAAUCAGCAGUGUUUUUAAAGAACAGAAUAAAGAGAUGUUGUGUUUGGUGA
Molecule: messenger RNA, 4118 nt
Organism: Crotalus tigris (Tiger rattlesnake)
Lineage: Eukaryota; Metazoa; Chordata; Lepidosauria; Squamata; Viperidae
Product: patatin-like phospholipase domain-containing protein 2
Exons: 9
Coding region: 58-1563 (501 amino acids)
Biological process (GO): triglyceride catabolic process; lipid homeostasis
Cellular component (GO): cytoplasm; lipid droplet; membrane
Molecular function (GO): triacylglycerol lipase activity
Source: RefSeq, a predicted model, not a curated record